GAAUUGCAUAAGUAAAUAAUACUAAUUACAAAUUUUAACAAAAUAAAUCUUAAAAGAAAUUAUUUUAAAAAUAACUAAUACAAUUGAACCCUGCUUUUGCAAGGUUAAAGAUCUAUCCUUGAACUUAAACAGGCUUAAUUAUUUACGUUAACAUUUUAUAUUUGCUUAGCGAUAGGUACCAUAUGUAAAUAAGUACAUUAUAAACUAUUAUAUAUAUAGGUAUCCUAUAUUAGGAGUGUUUUAGUGUUAUUACCAUCCGUUAGUAGGUAAGUACCUCUAUAAGUUUAAGGACUUUAUGUUAAAAUAAUAUCUAGGUAAGUAGAAACUAUAUAUAGGCAAUAAGUAUGUAAUAACUGAAGGAAUGUGUCCAUGUCCAACCUCACACAGCACACAAAUUACAUUUCGACGUUUCAUACGAAGAGACUUAAUUUAAUUGACUAUUGUUUGAAUAAUAUUAGUUAUUUACGAUACAAGUGCGUAAAAGAGGAAAUUCGAAACCAGUGGCGAUAAAUUAAAUGGCGAUUUUAAAUCGACACGAGUUGCGAAUUAUCUAUUCGCACGUGUAUCGUACAACGUUUUACAGUAAAUAUGGCCCUUUAAACAUUUGACAUCGCACGAAAAGUGCUAUUUUACGCACUAGUGCGGGAAAAUAGGACCAUAUGUACUGUAAAAAUAUUUUUUCUGCUUUCCUUGAUAUUUAUUUUCCGAUUUUGGUUAAGAAUACCUAAGUAGAUAGGAUUCCGCGAUUCUGCCCCAAGGUCCGCCCCGAGUAUUGCCUGCUAGGCCAACACUUGAUUGGUAAGUACCUAAUGUUCCGUCUAAAAAAAAUCGGAAUGACUAAUUUUACGAAAAAAGUAUACGGGAAACGCCGAAUACCUACAAAUUAAAGUUGAUUUAAUUUUCGGGUUUUACCACCCACUUUACCCAAAAGGGUUGGGUAAUACUAGGUAUACCCAGGUAAAUCUUACAAAAUGAUUUAAUUCCCUAUUAGUUCCAGAUACAAUGGCUACACGUGCAAACCAAGAAUUAUUACAUACGAAUAAAGACCUGCCCAAGUUAAUAGCACCGCAAGCAGACGAUUGGCAGUUCAAGAUUUCAUACGAAACCGCCGCUAUAUUUUUCUGCUUGCAUCUUUCGGCGAUUUAUGGACUAUAUUUAUGCUUUACGUCGGCUCAUUGGGCUACUAUUAUUCAUGGCCUGGUGUUCCUCGAAGCCGCACUACUUGGCACAUUAGCCGGAGCGCACCGCCUCUGGUCCCACAGGAGCUUCAAAGCCAAACUGCCGCUCCAAAUCAUCCUCGUAAUCUUCCAGUCUAUGGGAGGCCAGUACACCGUCCUCAACUGGGCCAAGGACCACAGGAUUCAUCAUAAACAUAGUGACACAGAUGCGGAUCCUCACAACUCUACGAGGGGUUUCUUCUUCUCUCAUGUAGGCUGGUUGCUGGUGCAAAAGCAUCCGGAAGUCAAAAGAAGAGGGGCCAGUAUAGACUUGUCAGAUUUGAAGAACAAUCCUGUGGUGGCUUUUCAGUACAAACACGGGUUCGCCUUUAUAGUUAUGUUCACCUACGUCAUCCCCACCCUGGUCCCAAUGUUGUUCUGGGGGGAGACCUUGAAGAACGCCUGCUUCGUGAACAUCCUCCGCAGCAUUUUGUGUCAAAACUGCACGUCUAUGAUAAACAGCUUUGCCCACGCCUUCGGGAACAGACCUUAUGACAAAGAACUCCGAGCUACAGAAAACAUGGCUGUGACCCUGGCCACUCUUGGCGAAGGAUUCCAUAACUAUCAUCACGUCUUUCCAUGGGACUAUAGGGCUGCAGAACUAGGCAUUAGUAGGUUUAACUUGACAUUAGCUUUUAUAGACUUCUUCGCAUGGAUAGGAUGGGCGUACGACUUGAAGACGGUGGAAUAUGACGUGGUUGCUAAAAGAGCUAAGAGGUGCGGCGAUGGCACGUUUAUAGAACUAGAACCGAAAAGAGAGAUGCAUUCUAAGGAUAAACUAGAAUUCGAUAGUGCUUACGCAAGGUUUUAUUAGUAUUGUGCACUUUUAACGACGAGAGGACGAGACGUAAAUUUAUUUGUAAGCAGUUGCCUACUUAAUACAUUAGUUUUAAUUGACUAUUGUUUGACUAAUAUAAUAUAUAUUUUUUUCUGUUUUCCUUGAUAUUUAUUUUCCGAUUUCGGUUAAGAAUAAGUAGAUAGGAUUCCGCGAUUAUGCCCCAAUAGUUGUGUUUGCUCAGAGCAAAAAAAGGUCAACCACGGCGUUGCAUGAACAAGAGAUUUCCUUUAGCAGGAUUGGUCCUUAGGACCCAAGGAUGGAUUUAAGAAGUGGAGCCACCCAGAUUUUUGGUGCAGGUUUUAAGCGUC
Cydia fagiglandana is the source of this 2363-nucleotide messenger RNA. RefSeq names its product acyl-CoA Delta(11) desaturase-like. NCBI's taxonomy places the organism in Eukaryota, Metazoa, Arthropoda, Insecta, Lepidoptera, Tortricidae. The coding region runs from base 1003 to 2031 and encodes 342 amino acids. The transcript is spliced from 3 exons. Gene Ontology annotation, biological process: unsaturated fatty acid biosynthetic process. Gene Ontology annotation, molecular function: stearoyl-CoA 9-desaturase activity; iron ion binding. Gene Ontology annotation, cellular component: endoplasmic reticulum membrane. The record is from RefSeq and is a predicted model, not a curated record.